Messenger RNA from Aspergillus japonicus CBS 114.51, 783 nucleotides. RefSeq lists its product as uncharacterized. Lineage: Eukaryota; Fungi; Ascomycota; Eurotiomycetes; Eurotiales; Aspergillaceae. Gene Ontology annotation, molecular function: guanyl-nucleotide exchange factor activity. Gene Ontology annotation, biological process: exocytosis. Bases 1 to 783 code for a protein of 260 amino acids. The transcript is spliced from 2 exons. Gene Ontology annotation, cellular component: Golgi to plasma membrane transport vesicle; cell tip. The record is from RefSeq and is a predicted model, not a curated record.
AUGUCGGCUACGACGACCACCGCUCUGGCGUCUACCAUGCUGGUCGGUACCCUGCCCACUAUGACACACGCCGGAAUGAUGCCAGGCAAGACUUCUUGCCCGACCUGUGGGUAUGACCGAUUCUCUUCGGAAAGCCAACCAAUUGAUCAAGCACAACAUCGCGUGAAAGAGUUAGAAGGGCAACUUGAGUUUCUCAACGUCCAGGCGACACAGAUGGCCGAGAGAAUGGCCGAAUAUGAAGAAGAAAUCCGUCGCCUCCGCGCUCAAUCCACCGCACAGAGUUCGCGAAAUGGCUCCUCUAUAUCGUCCACCUCGUCGAACCAAUUCAACCGAAUAACAGACCUGUCGAUGUCGCCUCCCUCGUCGCAGACCUCUCCGAAGUCACAUGGCCAAGAUAGCGGGCGCUUAUCCACGCUGACCUCCCUGCUGCCCUCCCGCCGACCCGGCGCCCCGAGCGCAAUCCAGCCCCAGCCCAUAAUCUCUCCACCGCCGAUCGCCAGCUACGAGGAAACGUUGGAACUACAGAACGCGCUCAACCGGGAACAGAGCCUGCGCAAGGCCGCCGAAACACAAUUGUCGCAAGCCAGCACUGAGUUGGAGGAAUUGACGGCGCAACUAUUCAGCCAGGCGAAUGAGAUGGUCGCGCAGGAGCGCAAGGCAAGAGCGAGACUCGAGGAGCGGGUGGCGGUACUGGAGCGCCGGGAUGUCGAGAAGAGGACCCGUCUUGAGCGCCUAGAAAAAGCGAUGGAAAGAGUCGAACGGAUCCGAGCUAUGGUUGGCUAG